UGGGGUCACAUUGACUUUAUGACGAGUGAGAUUGCCUGAUAGUGAUUAUCUCAUGAGCAGUUGGCGUAGUUGAGCGUGGAAUUCAGUGGAUAUCUGCUGUUUUCUGCACAAACACACCCACGCUGCGACUGAGAACGGCUUCAGUUGAGAGAAAACAGACAGUGUGUGAGGAAGUGGCUUCGGAAUCGGCUGAAAUGGAGAUUUCCCUCAAGAAUAAGAUCAUCCUCGUCACAGGCGCUGGCCAAGGCAUUGGGAAUGAGCUCUGUCGACGCCUGUCCACAGCUGGCUGUCACGUAAUCGGCGUCUCCAGGUCUGUUGCUCCGCUGCAAGACCUGAAGCGCGACUGUCCUGAGAUUGAGACAAUCUCUGUGGACCUCAGCGACUGGAAGGCAACUCGUCGGAGCCUGAAUCACAUCAAGAAGGUCGACGGAGUGGUGAACAAUGCCGGAAUAGCCGUCGUGAAGCCCUUCGAGGAGCUGACAGAGGAGGAUUUCGACCGGACUUUCGCCAUCAAUUCCAAGGCCGUGUUCAAUGUGUCACAGAUGAUGGCCUCCCGGAUGCCCAGCAUGGGCGGAAGCAUCGUGAAUGUGUCCUCUCUGGCCUCCAUGCGCUCCUUCCAGGGACACUCUGUCUACUCCGCCAGCAAGGCCGCCGUGGACUCCAUCACGCGCAGUCUGGCCCUGGAGCUGGGCCCCAGGAACAUCCGCGUAAAUAGCGUCAAUCCCACUGUCAUUCUCACGCGAAUGGGCAGGGAGAACUGGAGCGAUCCGGCCAAGGCAAAGCCCCUGCUUGACAACAUCCCACUUCACCGCUUCGGGGAGGUUUCCGAGGUGGUGGACGCGAUUGUGUACCUCCUCAGCGACAAGUCAUCCUUCAUGACAGGACACAGCCUGCCCCUCGAGGGGGGCUACUGCGCCUGUUGA
This is a messenger RNA of Phlebotomus argentipes, 923 nucleotides long. RefSeq names its product L-xylulose reductase. Gene Ontology annotation, molecular function: carbonyl reductase (NADPH) activity; L-xylulose reductase (NADPH) activity. The record is from RefSeq and is a predicted model, not a curated record. NCBI's taxonomy places the organism in Eukaryota, Metazoa, Arthropoda, Insecta, Diptera, Psychodidae. The transcript is spliced from 2 exons. Gene Ontology annotation, biological process: xylulose metabolic process; glucose metabolic process. The coding region runs from base 195 to 923 and encodes 242 amino acids.